AUGGUGCAAAGGGCGGUGGUGAUGUACAUGGAGAUCGGCUGCUUCGUGUCCUGUCUGUGCGGCUGGAUCCUGGUGUGUUCCACUCUUCCCACGGAGUACUGGACUUUCUCUGAGGUGGGCAGCAUCGUGUUGACCACCUCCAACUACUAUUCCAACCUGUGGAAGGACUGCAUCUCCGACACCACGGGGGUGUCCGACUGCAAGGACUACCCCUCCAUGCUGGGCCUGCCUGUGUACCUUCACGCCUGCAGAGCGCUGGCGAUCAUCGCCGUGAUCACCGGCUUCUUCGGAGGCGUCCUCACACUCAUUGGGAUGAAAUGCACUAAAAUAGGCGGGUCAGAGAUUGCCAAUGCGAGGGUGACCUUUGCAGGAGCUCUAACCUACCUGGUGUCAGGAUCCUGUGGUUUGAUCACCUACUCAUGGUGGGCCAACAAAGUCGUAAGAGAAUACUUGGAUCCCCAUUUCAGGGCACAGAAAUUUGAAAUCGGAGCAGCAGUUUUCGUCGGCUUUGGAGGCACCAUCCUUCUCCUCUCUGGAGGAGCAGUGCUGAGUUACUUCUCUGGAAAAGAAGGUAUCCCAUCAAGUUCCCAGAACAAGCCUCGGAGACCAGUCUCUUACGCCACCGCCCGGACCAGACGGACCUACAUGCUGCCGCCCUCGUCAUCCAGAGUGACUCUGGUGCCUCCUCUGUUUUAUGAGGGCAGGAAGAGCCGAGCAACCAAAGCCACAUCAAAGAGCCGCCAGACCUUCAGCAGGGACAGUUUCGUCUGAGAGGGGAACUCUGAGCUUGGAAAAUGACUUUAAAGUUAAAGAGAGUUUGACAUAUUGGGAAAUACUCCAAGUGGCUUUCUUAGCAAGAAUGAGACGAGGAGACUGAUAACACUCAUGUCUGAUUCAGUAUGAAGUGAGACUCUGUUCUUGCUCUGUCUGAUGUUUUUUGUUAUUUCCAGACUGAACCAGGCCAGCUGGUUCCCCCUACUUCCACUGUUUAUGCUAAGCUAAGUUAACUGGCUGCAGGUUCCAGCUUCAUAUUUAGCAUACACAUACAAAACAGGUAUCAAUCUUCUCAUCUCUAGACAAGACAGCGAAUUAGCACUAUUGGAUGAUUCCUUUAAUAAGCUUUCUCAUAGACAUUAAUUUUAUGUCAGCCAUAAAACUUGGUUGCGUGCUCAAUGGAGGCAAAAAAUGAUAACAAUAUUGUUUAGCUAAACACAUAAAGCUACUGUUGUAUUUUCUCUAUGCAAAGCAAUAAGUUGGUGUUUUUAAA
This is a messenger RNA of Seriola aureovittata, 1267 nucleotides long. RefSeq names its product claudin 10d (gene cldn10d). The transcript is spliced from 5 exons. Gene Ontology annotation, cellular component: bicellular tight junction; plasma membrane. Lineage: Eukaryota; Metazoa; Chordata; Actinopteri; Carangiformes; Carangidae. Gene Ontology annotation, molecular function: structural molecule activity. The record is from RefSeq and is a predicted model, not a curated record. Gene Ontology annotation, biological process: bicellular tight junction assembly; cell adhesion. The coding region runs from base 1 to 771 and encodes 256 amino acids.